Molecule: messenger RNA, 327 nt
Organism: Pestalotiopsis fici W106-1
Lineage: Eukaryota; Fungi; Ascomycota; Sordariomycetes; Amphisphaeriales; Sporocadaceae
Exons: 2
Coding region: 1-327 (108 amino acids)
Biological process (GO): mitochondrial outer membrane translocase complex assembly; protein insertion into mitochondrial outer membrane
Cellular component (GO): mitochondrial outer membrane
Source: RefSeq, a predicted model, not a curated record
AUGUCUCUCUCCGAUUCCUUUGCCAUUCCGCAUGUCUCUGACUCGGACAAUGAUGAUAUCGAUUCACUGCCGUCAACGACGACCGAUUCCUUCAGCUCUGAGGAUGAGGAGUACGAUGCGCAGCGCGAGUGGGAGCGGAGCUUGGAACAGUUGCAACUUCUGUUGACCAUGAUAUUGGUGCCCUUUGCUGGCAAAUACUUUGGCAGGAAAUUUGCGUAUUGGAGUUGGGGAAGAUAUAUGGAAUGGUUCCACAACGUCGAGAUCAACUGGACGAACAAGAAGACAUUCAAGGCAGCCGGAGCGGUCGAAGCCGCUUCUUCGUUAUAG